Molecule: messenger RNA, 1326 nt
Organism: Microthlaspi erraticum
Lineage: Eukaryota; Viridiplantae; Streptophyta; Magnoliopsida; Brassicales; Brassicaceae
Source: the annotation of a GenBank genome assembly
AUGUUCAAGCUUAAUCCUAACAAGUCAUCAGGUCCUGAUGGACUUACCUCUGGUUUCUAUAAAGCAGCGUGGAAUAUCUUAGGCACCGAAGUUAUCUCCUCCAUAUCCCACUUCUUCACGUCUUCCUUCAUGCCAAAAGCCACAAACUCAACUAUUCUUACUCUCAUCCCGAAGUUCCCUGAACUGGUAAAUGGUUAUCACAAGGACAAGGGACCAAAGAGAAUUACCAUAAAAGUGGACAUUGCCAAAGCUUUUGAUAGUGUCUCAUGGGAGUUUCUGUUCAGCUGUCUUGAAGGUCUGGGUCUGCCGGAUCAGAUGCUACACUGGCUAAAGUCUUGUAUUUGCACUACAAAUUUCACAAUUGGUUACAACGGCAUGGUACAAGGUUACUUUAAAGGAAAAAGAGGUCUGAGGCAAGGAGACCCUCUAUCCCCCUAUCUUUUCGUUAUCGCUAUGAAUUGUCUAUCACUAAUGUUAAACAGAGCUGCAGAGGAAGGAAAGUUCGCUUACCAUCAUGAGUGUAGUGCCUCGAGACUGACUCACUUAUGCUUUGCAGACGAUCUUCUAAUAUUCGUAGAAGGAACUCUAGACUCGGUACACAAUGUGCUCCAAGUGCUCAACGAAUUUCAGCUUCGCUCUGGCCUAGCAGUUAGCGUCCAAAAGUCUUGUCUCUUUGGCUUCGGGCUUUCACAGAAUGAAUGUGACUUGAUAAAAUUCUCCACUGGAAUGCCUCAGGGAACGCUGCAUUCAAGGAUAGAGUUACCUUUUGGAGUGCAAGAUCGCUAUCCUUUGCAAGGAGACCCUCUAUCCCCCUAUCUUUUCGUUAUCGCUAUGAAUUGUCUAUCACUAAUGUUAAACAGAGCUGCAGAGGAAGGAAAGUUCGCUUACCAUCAUGAGUGUAGUGCCUCGAGACUGACUCACUUACGCUUUGCAGACGAUCUUCUAAUAUUCGUAGAGGGAACUCUAGACUCGGUACACAAUGUGCUCCAAGUGCUCAACGAAUUUCAGCUUCGCUCUGGCCUUGCAGUUAGCGUCCAAAAGUCUUGUUUCUUUGGCUCCGGGCUCUCACAGAAUGAAUGUGACUUCAUAAAAUUCUCCACUGGAAUGCCUCAGGGAACGCUGCAUGUUCACUACUUAGGAGUCCCUUUGUGCACCAAAAAACUAAGCAUUGCUAACUGUGAGGUGCUGAUACAACAAGUCAAGGAUAGAGUUACCUCUUGGAGUGCAAGAUCACUAUCCUUUGCAGGACGUCUUCUCUUGAUCAAGACUCUAAUAGCGGGUAUAUCAACUUUCUGGUGCUCCACAUUCAUACUCCCUAAAGCGUGA